Rotaria sp. Silwood2 is the source of this 1824-nucleotide messenger RNA. NCBI's taxonomy places the organism in Eukaryota, Metazoa, Rotifera, Eurotatoria, Philodinida, Philodinidae. The record is from the annotation of a GenBank genome assembly.
AUGGUUGUAUUUUACGGUUCACAAACAGGUACAGCAGAAGAUUUUGCUCAACGUAUUGCUAAACAAGCUAAACGUUAUGGAAUAUCUGCGGCUGUAUGUGAUCCAGAAGAAUGUGAUAUGGAAGAAUUACAACGUUUAAUAGCCAUUGAUAAACAUUUAGCAUUAUUUUGUUUGGCGACAUAUGGUGAAGGUGAUCCAACAGAUAAUGCUCAAGAAUUUUAUGAAUGGUUGCGUGAAGAUGGACGAGAUUUGAACAACUUACAUUAUGCUGUAUUCGGUCUUGGUAAUAAAACAUACGAACAUUAUAAUGCUGUAGGAAAAUAUGUUGAUAAACGUUUGAGUGAAUUGGGUGGUGUUCGUGUUUGUGAAUUAGGUCUUGGCGAUGAUGAUGGAAAUAUUGAGGAUGAUUUUAUGGCAUGGGCAACUAUAUUUUGGCAAAGUGUUUGUCAAAAAUAUGAACUUGUUAUUAAUGCUGAUGGAAGCUCCAUGAGACAGUAUAAACUUGUUCAAGGACCAUUUUCACCAGAAACUGUUUUCACUGGUGAAAUAGGUCGACUGAAAUCUUAUGAAAAACAAAAACCACCAUUUGAUAUUCGUAAUCCAUAUUUGGCACCAGUUGUUGCUAGUCGAGAAUUAUUUCAAAAAGGUUGUGCUCGUUCUUGUUUGCAUCUAGAAUUAGAUAUAUCAAAUACACGUAUAAAAUAUGAAGCCGGUGAUCAUGUUGCUGUAUUUCCAUCAAAUGAUGAAGCUUUAGUUAAUCGUGUUGGUGAAUUACUGAAUGCUAAUCUUGAUGAAGUCAUUUCACUUGUUAAUGAUGCUCAAAAGAAAAGUCCAUUUCCAUGCCCAUGCAGUUAUCGUACAGCAUUAACAUAUUAUUUAGAUUUAACAAGCAUGCCAAAUACACAAAUACUUAAAGAAAUAGCACAAUAUGCAACAGAUGAAAAAGAAAAAGCUCUAUUAACACUAAUGGGUUCAUAUAGUGAAGAAGGAAAAAUUAAAUAUAAAGAAUGGAUACUUGAUAGUUAUCGUUCAAUAGUUGCUAUUCUUGAAGAUUUACGAUCAUUAGAACUACCACUUGAUCAUCUUUGUGAAUUAUUACCACGUUUACAUCCACGUUAUUAUUCAAUAUCAUCAUCACCAAAAGUUCAUCCAACAUGUGUUCAUAUAACAGCUGUUAUUGUUCAUUUUGAAACACCAACAAAACGAAUUGCAAAAGGCGUUGCAACAAAUUGUUUUAAAGAAUUAUAUACGAGACAUCAAGCAUUAGGUUAUGUUCAACAUAAUGAAGAAAAUCAUUGUCAUAUACCUGGCCGUUUUCCAAUUUAUAUACGUAAAUCAACAUUUCGUUUACCAUUUAAAUUUCAAAUACCAGUUAUUAUGAUUGGUCCUGGAACUGGUUUAGCACCAUUUCGUGGAUUUAUACAAGAACGCCAUUUUUAUAAAACUCAAGAUAAACCAGUGGGUGAUACAAUUCUUUAUUAUGGUUGUCGAAAUCGAACUGAAGAUUAUUUAUAUGAAGAAGAAUUAAAUUAUUUUAUCAAUGAAAAUGUACUUGAAUUACAUAUUGCUUUUUCACGUGAUCAAGAAGAAAAAAUCUAUGUAACACAUUUAUUAAAAGAGCACGGAGCAAGAAUAUGGAAAUUAAUUAAAGAAGAUAAUGCUUCAAUAUAUGUUUGUGGUGAUGCAAAAAAUAUGGCUAGAGAUGUACAUUCUAUUUUAAUAGAAAUCGCUCAAGCAUAUGGUAAUAUGACAUCAGAACGAGCAGGUACAUUCGUUAAAGAGCUUACACAAAAAGGACGAUAUUCACAAGAUGUAUGGAGUUAA